Leptopilina boulardi is the source of this 1416-nucleotide messenger RNA. RefSeq names its product hydroxymethylglutaryl-CoA lyase, mitochondrial (gene Hmgcl). The coding region runs from base 295 to 1260 and encodes 321 amino acids. The record is from RefSeq and is a predicted model, not a curated record. Gene Ontology annotation, molecular function: hydroxymethylglutaryl-CoA lyase activity. Lineage: Eukaryota; Metazoa; Arthropoda; Insecta; Hymenoptera; Figitidae. The transcript is spliced from 2 exons. Gene Ontology annotation, biological process: ketone body biosynthetic process; L-leucine catabolic process.
UACCAAUUGCGUAGCUUACAUGUUGAUAACAUAAAUGGUGGUAAACAUCAUAAUCUAGUACACUCAGAUAAAAACUGCUUAAUUUAACAGUUUAGAGUAAUUUUAACCAGUUCCAAAUUUAUCUUUGUGUAGACACUUCUUACUCACAUCAUUAAAAAAGAUUUCAAAUUUUUUUUAAGGUAUUUUAACAUCUGAUUUUAUCUUCAUCAGAUUAUAUAUAAUCAAGAAAAAAAAGCAAGACUGUAUAUCAUUACUAAAUCAUUAAAUGCAAGUGAAAAAAAUUGAAAAUAAAUAAUGUUUAUCGCUAGAAAUUUUUUCUUGAAAAAAAUAAAUAAUAAAUAUUAUAGCGAUUUUGUUAAAAUAAUCGAAGUUGGACCACGAGAUGGAUUACAAAAUGAAAAAAAAAUUAUUCCCACCUCAAUUAAAGUAGAUUUUAUCAAUAAACUUUCAGAAACUGGACUAAAAACCGUCGAGGUAACGAGUUUUGUUUCACCUAAAUGGGUUCCUCAAAUGGCCGAUAAUGAACAAGUAUUUAAACAAAUAAAAAAAUAUGAAAACAUUAAUUACCCAGUUCUAGUUCCAAAUGUAAAAGGACUUGAGAAAGCAAUUGAAGUGGGCGUAAAAGAAAUAGCAAUUUUUGGCUCUCCAUCAGAAACAUUUUCACGUAAGAAUACAAAUUGCUCGGUAACUGAGAAUAUGCUGAAAAUGAAAGAAAUCAUUGAUUUAGCGAAGAGAAAUAAUUUAAAAAUAAGAGGAUAUGUUUCAUGUAUUAUUGCAUGUCCAUAUGAAGGUGCAAUGAAACCAUUUUCAGUUGCAAGCCUAUCAUCUGCAUUAUUAGAACUUGGAUGUUACGAAAUAUCUCUUGGUGACACAAUAGGUGUUGGUACACCGAAAAAAAUUAAAUCACUUUUAAAUGAAAUAAAAGAAAUUGGAGAUUUUAAUAAAUUUGCACUUCAUUUGCAUGAUACUUAUGGUCAGGCUAUUGGAAAUAUUUACACUGGUCUCGACUAUGGAAUAAGAACCUUUGAUUCUUCCGUCGCCGGUCUUGGUGGUUGUCCAUAUGCUGAAGGUGCCUCCGGUAAUGUUGCCACUGAAGAUGUACUUUAUUUUCUAAAUGAACAAGGCCUUGAAACGGGAAUUAAUCUAGAAAAAGUGGCCAAAGUCGGAGAUUUUAUUAGCAAUCAAUUGGAAAGAAAGAAUCAAUCCAAAGUUGGAAAUGCUCUACUAUCUAAAGUAAAAAAAACAAACGCUUGUGUAUGAUAAAACUGUUAGUUCUAAAGGAAAUUGAAUUUUUAUCUGGGGACCAAUGACAUUUUUUAAUUAAAAUAUUAUUACUGUUUUAACAUUAGAAAAAAAAUUGUUAAUAUUUUUAUAAAGUUUUUUAAUUAAUAUUGUAAUAAAUCUUCUGGUAACAUA